Molecule: messenger RNA, 951 nt
Organism: Octodon degus (degu)
Lineage: Eukaryota; Metazoa; Chordata; Mammalia; Rodentia; Octodontidae
Product: olfactory receptor 12-like
Exons: 1
Coding region: 1-951 (316 amino acids)
Biological process (GO): G protein-coupled receptor signaling pathway; sensory perception of smell
Cellular component (GO): membrane
Molecular function (GO): odorant binding; G protein-coupled receptor activity; olfactory receptor activity
Source: RefSeq, a predicted model, not a curated record
AUGAAGACCCACAGACAUGGGAACCUCUCGGGGGUGCACUGGCAGGAGUUUGUGCUGGAGGGCUUCCAGGGUGGUGUGGAGACCCAGGCCCUGCUCUUUGCUGUCUUCCUGGUCCUAUACACUGUGACCAUCCUGGGCAACCUCACCAUGAUCACAGUCAUCACCCUGGAUGCCCGGCUGCACUCCCCCAUGUACUUCUUCCUCAAGAACCUGUCCUUCCUGGACGUCUGCUACUCAUCUGUCAUUGCUCCCAAUGCCUUGGUCAACUUCUUCUCCUCCACCAAAGUCAUCAGUUUUGGAGGCUGUGCUACCCAGUUCUUCUUCUUCUCUUUACUGGUCACCACUGAGGGCUUCCUACUAGCAGUAAUGGCCUACGACCGCUUCCUGGCCAUCUGCAGCCCCCUACAGUAUCCUGUGACCAUGCACCUGAGCAAAUGUACCUGCCUAGUGCUUGGCACCUAUUGCGGAGGCUGCCUGAACUCUGUUGUGCAGACCAGCCUCACAUUCCAGCUCCCCUUCUGCCGCUCCAACCGCAUCAACCACUUCUUCUGUGACGUUCCCCCACUGCUGCAGCUUGCCUGUGCCAACACAGCUCUCAAUGAGCUGGUCAUGUUUGGCAUCUGUGGGCUCAUUAUUGUGGGCACCACUCUUGUGGUCCUCAUCUCCUAUGGCUACAUUACAGUGACCAUACUCAAGAUGCACUUGAACUCGGGGAGACAAAAGGUCUUCUCCACCUGUGGCUCCCACAUGACAGCUGUGUCCUUGUUUUAUGGGACAGUGUUUGUCAUGUAUGCACAGCCAGGGGCCAUGGAGUCCAUGGAGAAGGGCAAGGUAGUCUCCAUCUUCUACACUCUGGUCAUCCCAAUGCUCAACCCCCUCAUCUACAGUCUGCGGAACAAGGAUGUGAAAGAUGCCCUGCGGAGGUUGUGGCAGAGACGGGAGGCCCUGUGA